AUGCUCACUAGAGCUAGCUUAGUCUCAAGCUCCUCCUCCUCCUCCUCACUCGAAGCCGCCGCCAUUGUUACCCUCAUUGCCUCCCUCAUCUACCUCCUCGGCUUCUUCGGCAUCGACUUCGUCCAGUCCUUUAUCUCACGCGCCUCCCGCUACGAUGACGCCAUCAAGAAGCUGCUUAGAGAAAAUAGAUUUGAUGACAUUGUGGAUGGAAAUAUGAAGACCUAUGAUGAAAAAGAAGUCGGUGCUGUCAUUCAGGUUGCAUUGCUCUGCACCCAGAGCUCACCUGAGGACCGUCCAACAAUGGCUGAAGUGGUUAGAUUGCUGCAGGGAGUGGAUCUAGCAGAGAGAUGGGCUGAGUGUGAGCAACUUGAAGAUGUAAGGAGUCGUGAAUUCUCACUCCUGUCGCACCAGUUUGCAUGGGCUGAGGAGACUACACAUGAUCAAGUAGCUAUACUACACAUGAUCAAGUAG
Rosa chinensis is the source of this 471-nucleotide messenger RNA. RefSeq names its product probable LRR receptor-like serine/threonine-protein kinase At5g63710. The transcript is spliced from 2 exons. Lineage: Eukaryota; Viridiplantae; Streptophyta; Magnoliopsida; Rosales; Rosaceae. The record is from RefSeq and is a predicted model, not a curated record. The coding region runs from base 1 to 471 and encodes 156 amino acids.